AACAAAAGUACCUUUGAAGGCAAUUCUGCCGUAGCCUUGGUUCCUUGCUCUCCAGAGAGCUGACACCCCUUCACUGGGGUGCAUGAGCAGGAUAGAUAGGGAGACCGGGCCCUCCCAGAACAGAGUGAAGCUGACGAGGAUACUGCUCUCUUCGCUUCCAAAUGCCUCAGCUCGGAAGCUAUUCCUGAUGGUGUUAGUUAUCUUUGUUUUCUUCGUAAUCUUCAUGGCUUCAAAAGACCACACAGAGUUUAUGUUUCACGUAAACAACCCCAUCAUUCUGAGACGAUGGCGCAUCUUCAAGGAGUUCUUAGACUUGGAAGAGCUUCAGAACACACCAGCCUCAGUAGAGGCAGAGCUGGAAGUCACAGAAAUACUGGAGAAGCUAAACCAGCAGAUCCCACCCAGACCUUUCCUCAACCAGAGCAGCACCACCAGUGCCAAACAGAGCACGGCCACCAUCCACAACCCUCAGCACACAUACUGCAUAGGAGACAAGCUGGACAUCUUGCUGGUGGCCAAGGACUAUUUGGGUCACAGGAAGGAAUAUGGUGGGGAUUUCCUGAGGGCCAGGAUGUCCUCCCCAGCCCUGAAGGCAGGCGCUUCUGGAAAGGUGACGGACUUCAACAAUGGCACCUACCUCGUCAGCUUCACUCUGUUCUGGGAGGGCCCAGUCUCCCUGUCUAUCCUGCUCAUGCACCCCAGUGAAGGGGUGUCAGCUCUCUGGAGAGCAAGAAACCAAGGCUAUGGCAGAAUUAUCUUCACUGGCCAGUUCCUUAAUGGCACCUCCCCUGUCCUCACCGAAUGUGGCCUUACCUUAAACACAAGUGCAGAACUGUGUCAAUAUCUGGAUGACCGAGAUCACGAAGCCUUCUACUGCUUGAAGCUUCCAGGUGUCCCCUGUGAGGCCCUCACCCACAUGACAAGCAAGAAUAGUGAUGUCUCCUACCUCAGCCUUAAGGAGAAGCUCCUUUUGCAGAGGUUCAACAUAGCAGUUGAAGUGGUGAAGAAUUUGUCCAUCAUGGUUUCACCGUGUAACAACAAGACCGAGAAUAAGAAAAAGAAAUGUCAGAUUGGAAUGGAGACUCCUUUCCCUGGUGGCUACACUUUUAAAGGAAGGUGGAUUACAGCACAUUGUGAACAGAACGAGUUCAGGGAGAUAAAAGAUAUAAAUAAUUGCUUGUCAAGAAAACUGAUCUACCUCAUGGGUGAUUCAACACUGCGCCAGUGGAUUUACUACUUACACAAAGUUGUAAAAACCUUAACAUUUUUUGAUCAUCAUGGAGCCGGGCUCUUUAAAACUCACGUUCUUCUGGAUACUGAACGACAUAUUUUGGUUCAGUGGAAAAAACACAGCCAUCCCUUUGUUACUAAAAAGCUGUUUUCCAUGAAAGAUGACAACUAUAUCCCUCGGGAAAUUGACCAGGUGGCAGGAGACAGUGGUACAGCAAUUGUCAUUAGUUUUGGCCAACACUUCAGACCCUUUCCCAUCAAUGUUUUCAUCCGUAGGGCCAUCAACGUGAAAAAGGCCAUAGAGAGACUCUUCUUACGGAGCCCUGAGACCAAGGUGAUAAUUAAAACGGAAAACAUCAGAGAAAUAAAUGAAAAUGUAGAGAUAUUCAGUGACUUCCACGGAAGCAUUCAGAACCUUAUUAUAAGGGACAUUUUCAGGGACCUCAAUGUGGGUAUCAUUGAUGCUUGGGACAUGACAAUUGCAUAUCGCAGUGAGGAUGUCCAUCCACCUGACAGUGUGAUUGAAAGUCAGAUUGGCAUGUUCUUAAAUUACAUUUGCUAGAGGAUCUUAAGGUGCAGAAAACUACUCUAGCCCCGCCCCCAUUUCUGUUCUCUCUGAUCUCAUAGGUAUUUGCAUACACAACACAAUCUAACUCAUGAAGGAGCGAAUAUUGAGAAUUGUAGUUAAAUGUACAUAACAUAACAUUUGCCAUUCAAAUCACUUUUGAUCCUGCAACUCAGCAGUGCUAAGUGAAGUCCUAUGUCAUACUACCAUCAUUACAAUCCACUUUUUGAACAGUUUUACUCAUCCUAAAUAGAAAUAUCAAACCCAUUAAACACCCACUCACCACUUCCUCUGAACCUCAGACUUUAGCAUCUACAGCUAUUCUUUCUACCUCUACAAAUCUGACUGUUUUAAACACCUCAUAUAAAUGAAAUAAUAAAAGUCAUUGAACUCA
Messenger RNA from Apodemus sylvaticus (European woodmouse), 2189 nucleotides. It is a transcript of the gene Nxpe2, whose product is annotated as neurexophilin and PC-esterase domain family member 2. The record is from RefSeq and is a predicted model, not a curated record. NCBI's taxonomy places the organism in Eukaryota, Metazoa, Chordata, Mammalia, Rodentia, Muridae. The transcript is spliced from 6 exons. The coding region runs from base 83 to 1792 and encodes 569 amino acids.